CAAAUAAAAUCCAAAAUUGAAGUGAUUGAAACAGAAUUAGUUUCUUUCGUCUUAAAUGGCAUAGUCAUAUGAAAAAACGCAUUAAGAUUAAGAUAAAACUCGAAGCAUUUUUCCUCAGCGCACCCCUUCAUCGUAGGCUGUUGCCAUGUUCCCAUUUUCAUGGGUGUGGUGAUUAGAUUGCUUGGUGAAAUUGUUUUCUGGUCAAUUCUUCCUUGACUUGUGUGAGCGACAGAUCAAGGUCUGUUUUUGCGCUAGAUAUUACAGCUAUCGCUAUAUCUCGUAUUAAAAACUGCGCCAUUAUGAACAUCUGAGAAGCGGUUCGAUAAAGGGAUCGGAACGACGGAGCGCGUGAGCGUGAUUCAGGUGUCAGCUGGCAUAAGUGCGCGCUGGUUGUGAGAAAAGUUUGCGAGAGUGUGUGUGUGCGCAUGUGUGUGUAUGAGUGUGUUCUUUUUCUUCCUGAGCCAAGCCAGAAUUCCCUAGCAGAGUGACGCCCGAACACAUCACUGAGGCAACAUGAGCGAGCUGGAACAGUUACGGCAGGAAGCCGAGCAACUACGCAAUCAGAUCCGGGAUGCAAGGAAAGCCUGCAGUGACUCUACCUUGUCACAGAUCACAGCUGGUCUAGACUCGGUGGGCCGGAUACAGAUGAGGACCCGUCGAACGCUCAGGGGCCACCUGGCUAAGAUCUAUGCAAUGCACUGGGGAAGCGACUCCAGGUUACUGGUAAGUGCAUCCCAGGAUGGAAAGCUCAUCAUUUGGGACAGCUACACAACAAACAAGAUGCACGCCAUCCCGCUGCGUUCUUCCUGGGUGAUGACGUGCGCCUACGCCCCCUCGGGAAACUAUGUUGCGUGCGGAGGGCUGGACAACAUCUGCUCCAUCUACAGCCUGAAGACCCGGGAGGGCAACGUGCGGGUCACCCGAGAGCUGCCCGGACACACAGGGUACCUGUCCUGCUGCCGUUUCCUGGAUGACAACCAGAUUGUGACCAGCUCUGGAGACACCACCUGUGCAUUGUGGGACAUCGAGACGGGCCAGCAGGCGACCGUCUUCACGGGCCACACGGGGGACGUGAUGAGCCUGUCCCUGAGCCCCGACUUCAGGACCUUCGUGUCGGGGGCGUGCGACGCGUCCUCCAAGCUGUGGGACGUCCGGGACGGCAUGUGCAGGCAGUCCUUCACCGGCCACGUGUCCGACAUCAACGCCGUCUGCUUCUUCCCCAACGGGAACGCCUUCUGCACGGGCUCGGACGACGCCACCUGCCGGCUGUUUGACCUGCGCGCCGACCAGGAGCUGAUGAUGUACAGCCACGACAACAUCAUCUGCGGCAUCACCUCCGUGGCCUUCUCCAAGAGCGGCCGCCUGCUGCUCGCCGGCUACGACGACUUCAACUGCAACGUGUGGGACACGCUGAAGGCGGAGCGCGCAGGUGUGUUGGCCGGACACGACAACAGGGUGAGCUGUUUAGGUGUGACCGACGACGGCAUGGCGGUGGCCACCGGCUCCUGGGACAGUUUCCUCCGAAUCUGGAACUGAGACCGGAAAACAAAGAAGAAAACACACAUCCAUUCUCUCUUCCUCGCCUGUAAAUCGCUCCAUCCCGAC
Messenger RNA from Gadus chalcogrammus (walleye pollock), 1605 nucleotides. Its product is annotated as guanine nucleotide-binding protein subunit beta-4. Gene Ontology annotation, cellular component: cytoplasm; heterotrimeric G-protein complex. Gene Ontology annotation, biological process: G protein-coupled receptor signaling pathway. The record is from RefSeq and is a predicted model, not a curated record. The transcript is spliced from 10 exons. Bases 514 to 1536 code for a protein of 340 amino acids. NCBI's taxonomy places the organism in Eukaryota, Metazoa, Chordata, Actinopteri, Gadiformes, Gadidae. Gene Ontology annotation, molecular function: protein binding; signaling receptor complex adaptor activity.